Messenger RNA from Blepharisma stoltei, 2281 nucleotides. Lineage: Eukaryota; Ciliophora; Heterotrichea; Heterotrichida; Blepharismidae. The record is from the annotation of a GenBank genome assembly.
AUGGAGCCUAAGAUCCUAUACAUUAUGAUCGAUGGACUCGCCGAUGUUUCAAAUGCGUCAAUUAACAACAAAACCUAUCUUCAAUACUCAAAAAAGCCUACUUUAGACAAUUUGGCAAAUGCUGGUUUAACUGGACUUAUAGAUCCUGUGGAGACUGGCUUAGCUUGUGGUAGCGAUGUUGCUCACAUGUCUAUUUUUGGCUAUGAGCCUUUUAAAAAUUAUCAAGGAAGAGGGUCAUUUGAAACAUUAGGAGCUGGGCUAGAUCUUGGGUAUGACGAUAUUGCUUUCAAAUGCAACUUUGCUACUUUGGAUCCUGAAAGUGGAUUAGUUACAAGAAGAAGAGUAUAAAUGGAUAGGCUAAUUAAGUAAAAAAUUUAUUAGAAUUAUGGUAAACUGUAAUAAUUUAUAUAAGCUUCCUUAUUAAUACUGUAUGGUAUAUCAAGACAAUUUUAUAAAUGGGGUUUGGAUUUAUGCCGAUACUUAGACGAUCGAGAAAUUCCUGGUUAUCCCGGAUACAAAAUUAAUGUCUUGCAUGCUACUGAGCAUAGAUGUGGCCUGAAAAUCGUAGGUCAAAAUCUAUCUCACCAAAUCGAAGGAACUGACCCAUUAAAGGACAAUUUACCCUUAAGAGAAGCAAAAGCAUUACUCUCACACAGUUUAUUUAUCAAAUUUUUAGCAAUAAAUUAAAAUUCAAAAAGAUUGUGUUCAAUUUAUAUUUUUUUUAAUUUUUAUUAAUAUAAUUUUUUUUAAAAAAAAAUUAAGCCCCCUUUAAUUUGAGCAGGGAUUUUUGUUCCAAUUUAAAUGGGGGGGCAUUGAAAAAAUUUAAUAUUAUUUUAUUAAAAGCUAAAUAGAUUGAGCAACCUUAUGGAUUGCUUAAGCCUUCAACUUACCAUCCAAGUGGGGAAGCUAUUCCCGAUUAAUAACAACAAAAAAAUUUUUGCUAUUAAAUGGGGAUAGAGUUAGAUCCCAAUGACAGAAACGCAGUGAAUUCCGCAAAUAUUGUAAAUGCUUUAAGUCAUUGGAUCUAUGAAGAACUAUCAAAGCACCCAAUUAACCAAGAAAGAGUAAGAGAACACAAGCCUCCAGCAAAUAUCCUGCUUCUAAGAGGAUGCGGAGUCAAAUUAAGAGUCCCUACAUUCAGAAAUAAGCAUAACCUAAAAUCAUUUUUUAUCGCACCAACAGCUAUUAUUAAAGGCCUAGCUAUGACUCUCGGAGCUGACGUAAUUAAUGUACCAGGAACAACUGGGGAUAUACAUAGCAAUUUUCAAGCGAAAUUCGACAGAGCUAUUGAGCUAUUUAGAGAAGAUUACGAGUUUGGCUUUGUCCACAUAAAAGCAAUUGAUGAUUUAGGACAUGAUAAAAAUCUUGAUGAUAGGAUCACUAUGAUAGAAAACAUUGACAAAAUCAUUGGUGGCACCUUAAAAACCUUACUCCCCCCCAUCCUUGAUCGAACGAUUGACUGUAAAAAUUCUUAAAAAUUGGGGAAAAUUAACCCCAUCCUUGAUCGAACGAUUUUCAUAUCAUGCAAAUUUUUAUAUAUAAAAAUAUAUUAGUUAUCAAAAGCUUGGGAAGAUGUGCCUAAUGAAGUUGUUUUCAGAUACUUUGAGACGGCAGAAAGCUUCGGAAUUAACAAUCCGAAGUGAUUCAGUCAUCAACCUAGGCUUAAAAACUCGAUAAUCUAAUAAAAUAGAGAUUCUUUAAAAUUUUAAAAAAAAUAAAUUUAAUUUAAUAAGGAGCAAAUUAAAAUUUAUAAAGUUUAAAGGGGUAACUAAUAAAUCAAAAUAUUAAAAAUUGGUAUUUUUAUGAAAUUAAUUCAAUUUUUUGCUGUAAAAAUAAUUAUUAAAUACUUUUAACACUCUUAUUUAAAAGUAAAUAAAAAAAUAUAUAUAUUUUUUUUUUUUAUAUAUAAAAUUUUUUUCCAAAAAAAUUUUUUUUAACCCCCAUCCUUGAUCGAACGACGGCGAGUCGUUCGAUCAAGGAUGGGGGGGGAGUUGGAGAAACUUAUAGUGAUAUGAUAGUUGUAGUUGGCGGAGACCACACCACAAAUAUACAUAUUGGAGAUCAUAGCUUUGAGCCAGUUCCUUUUAUAGUAACAAGGCUGGAGAUUUAUAAAGCUCUAACAAAUGGAGAAGAUAUCAGCAGAGAAGCAUUAAGAGACAAUGUCCAGGCUUUUAAUGAAAUUGAUUGUGCGAAAGGAGUACUUGGGAGGUUUCCAGGAAGCGAAGUUAUGGAAUUUUUGAAAAAUUUAAGACAGAGAAUUAAACAGAUUAAUAGUAGUUAA